Messenger RNA from Didymodactylos carnosus, 1182 nucleotides. The record is from the annotation of a GenBank genome assembly. NCBI's taxonomy places the organism in Eukaryota, Metazoa, Rotifera, Eurotatoria, Philodinida, Philodinidae.
AUGUACAACGCUGAACGUACUAACAAGAAAUUGAGCGAAUUAUUUUCAAAUGGAAAAGACGAAGCUGGCCUCGAAGUAGAAAUUGAUCCUGAAUUACCGAUAUCUGAAUACAUAAAUAUACCGAAAAGCAUGAUUCGAAGCUGGUGUGCUAGAAUUUCAACUUCUGAGUGGAAUGCAACGUUCGAUAAAAAUCAGGUACCUGUAGCUGGAUAUAGAACUUUCAAAGGAGGUGAUGACCCUAUCACAAAUAAGAAUUCUCCCGGAUGGAUAAUUGAAGGAAUCAUUCAAUUAUUAUCUUGUCAGACAAAACUGUUUAGCACUGCUGGAUGGUUAACUAUUGAAGAAAUGCAUAUGUCAUCUCCAUCUGUUGAUGACAUGAGAAUAUUUUAUACUGUUAAUAUCGGUCACAUACUAAUUGCUGGGUUAGUAACUACUAGUAAAUCUCGGAAGUGGAUUUUAGUUGAUAUCCCGAACACAUUACAUGUUGAUUCUGACGAAUUUGCAGAAUACGCUAUUGAUUAUCACUCUAAUGCAUGGAGCGCUUGUGCUGCACGAGCAACUAGCUGGAGAAAAUCUAAUCAUGCAACAGGUGGAGACAUAGUUGCUGAUUUCCCUCAUAGGUGGCAAAACAAAGAAGGAUAUUUAUCGGAUUAUCCAGAUAAGAUAUCAAGAGCUCGUAAAGACCGCAGAAUGACAAGUGUAUUUUACGUUGCAACACAUGCUGCGUCAGUGCACGCAAUAGUAGCAUUAAUGACACUCAGCGAUGAAGCACAUUGGACUGUAAUAAAUCCACCUUUUGGUAUUAUGUUAAAAUGGGAUCUCGACGCAUCAGCAGUUUCUCACGAAAGUAUUGCUCCCAUGGUUAUCCAUUUACCUCGAUUAGCUUCUUUAAAGUCAGCCUAUGAUCAAGUUGUAAAUGAUGGCAUUAGAUGCGCUACAUAUACUAAAUGGUUUCUUGAUAGCCAUCCUGCUGGAAUCACAACAGUGCAGCUUGCUCAACUUGAAGCAUCAUUUGCCGAAUUAACUGGAGAAUUAGCUGUGAUUGCAUCUAGAUACUAUCCUGAUUCAACAAUAGCACAAUCAUUGAUCAAAACAACUCGACAAUACAGCGAUAAAAGCCUGAAAUUUCAUUUUCAUUUCGUAAUCAACAAAACUAACAUCGAAUCGUUUGAUGAAAGUUGA